Messenger RNA from Leptidea sinapis, 12031 nucleotides. Its product is annotated as coiled-coil domain-containing protein AGAP005037. Gene Ontology annotation, cellular component: cytoplasm. NCBI's taxonomy places the organism in Eukaryota, Metazoa, Arthropoda, Insecta, Lepidoptera, Pieridae. Bases 173 to 5116 code for a protein of 1647 amino acids. The record is from RefSeq and is a predicted model, not a curated record. The transcript is spliced from 24 exons.
GUUCUGUUUAUGAAAAGCUAUAUUUUGUUUUUCUUUUUGGUCCGUUUAUUAUUACGUGCCAACUUAUUAGCUUUUUUAACUUUUAAGUACAUCGCAAGCUAUUUAAGAAGAAAGAUUUACAAUUGCAUUUGGCGAAAUAAUACAAUCAGGAGUAAUAAAACAUGAAAUAAUAAUGUCGAAUAGUAAUAAGAAAAAAAGCAGUAGCUUCCGCAAGUUGUUUCCUUUUUUUUCACACAAAUCGAAUCGAGAACCAAAACAAAAACAAUGGUUCGAAAGGAGCCAGUCUACUAAUGAGUAUCACAGUCCUCAAACCUCUACCGCAGCUAAUGACCAUUUCAAUCGUCAGUACGAAAAUAAUAGAAUUUACGAAAACCUAUCUGUCACUUCACCUCUACGUCACCGUCAACACGAUUUACAAACAAAAAUAAUCGAAUCUAGAAAAUCCUCUAGCAGUACGUUAGUUUCUGAAAAUAACAAGUAUAUACCUGACUCAAUUUUAAGGAGUAAUGUCAACAAUAGAUAUGAAUCCGCAAGACCACAAGUACCGCCGAGGCCAUAUAAUGAAAUGGACCGCGGGUCAGAUUUUAGAGUUGAGGGAACUGCACGCGACGAAAAUGUCUCCCGAUACCCUAAUGUGUACUACCACUCGAUUGAAGGGCUAAAUGAUAAGCUAACGACAGAAGAUGAAAUUGAAAUUUUCAAAGCUUCACAAGCGCAAACAUCUCCGUCUUCUGUAGGAGCAGAAAUCAAAAGAGUUAGUACAAAGUUUCUGAUCUCGCCAAAAAAAGAAGCAGAUGUCAGGACCAUUCAACCAACUAGAGCUCGUAGCUUAUCACUAGAUAAACAUAAAAGUUUUAGUCCAAAUAAAAAGUCACACUUGGACCAUGCAUUUUUCAACAAACCCUAUAACUACUCAGCACCUACAUCUCCUAUAGCGGCAGGACACAGAAUACCUAAUAUGCCGCAAACUGUAUCCCCGUAUAGACACGUAAAAAAUACAAUUGAAGCUGAGGAAGGAAUCAAUAUGCUUAGUAGAACGAAUAUAAGCCUACAAUCAACAAUGUCUUUAUCAACACAUAAAAAUAAAACAGACAUUUCAAUGACAACUUUGUCAAAAUCUAAUAAUCUAGCAAAUAAAGAGAAAACAAGACAGAAAGUGGAGGCCUUCUAUUGGCAAAAAAUAAGAGAAAUGAAGGAAAAGGAAGAUGAAUGUAUUUUCAAGCAAACACUAAAUUCUACAUCGCCAUCACUAAGAUUUAAUCCAAAACAUGCAGUAUAUGAAUGUAGUUCUCCAAAUUCGAUAAAGUUGGAUUCAAACUCGAUGCCUAUUUCCCUUUAUGAUAGAACAGAGUUGAAAAAUUUUCAAACUUCGUACGUCUCACCACCUUUUGCAAGGGGAGCUCCUCAGCGACGCACGGAUUCCUUUGUAAAAUACAAACCAAUUUAUACAGAAACUGCUGUGAAUUACAGACAUGGAGACAGGUUAGCGUAUUCAGCAUCUCAACAUCAGAACUCCAUUACACAGAGAGGUUCUAAAACAAGUGAUAUUAUUAAUUUAACUCCACAAUCAAAGCGUGUUAGUUUUGAGGUAAAAAAAUCGGCAAAAAAUAUGCAAUGUGAGGACGAAGUUUCAAUAGUGUCGAAUCUUUCCAAGGUAUCUAGAGAUAGUUCUAAUAUUUACAGUUCUAAUUGUAGUAACAGCAGUGUUGUGAACGUACAUAAUUGUGUUGGACCACCUAAACCACCUGUUCGGACUACAAGUGUGAGUGGUAGAGUGUUAAAUAAACUUGUGAACAGUAAGAGACUCGUUCGUGCGCCGUGCGGCAAAUAUUCUGUAUAUUCAGAAUCGGAAAGUGGCUCGGAAGCCGGCGAGAUACAAAGGAUAUUUCAAAGUGGAGUCGGCAGAGAAGACGAUUGGCAAGGAGAUUGCAGAUUUGAUGCGGGCUUUUCCGAUGGGGAGGGCACAAGAGCUCCCAGGAGCCGGUCCUCCCGCCGGGAUGAUCCUCGGCGCCAUACUUUGGCUGGAAACCAUUUGUACCUGCAUCACCCUGGGCAGGUCGACAUGGAGCAACAAGAUCUGCCUGUGGCGGCUGGUACAAUCCCCGAAUACGCGACUGUUACUAAAUCCAGGGAUAUGGCGUAUCAUAAGAUAGAACCUCGAUUUAGAAAGCCACCGAUGCAAAGGGCUUAUUUACCACCUGGUAACGCAUUGUAUUACGACGAAGACCCUGGCGUAAUGUCUGAGGUCGAAACUUCUUCGACUGGAUUCCGCCGUGGAGGAAAACAACGAUCCUCUUUGCCUGUGGUUCGUACCCCAAGCAAAACCCUUGAACGCCCUCUUGGUCUGGUAUUUCUACAAUAUAGGAGUGAAACCAAGAGAGCACUCCUCCCCAAUGAAAUCACGGCACUGGACACAGUUAAGGCAUUAUUCGUACGAAGCUUCCCCAAACAACUUACCAUGGACUAUUUAGAUAGUCCCAUGGUAAAAAUUUAUAUACAUGAUUCCUCAAAGGACAUGUUUUAUGAAUUGGAGGAUAUGCGGCCCCAUCUUCGUGAUAUCCGUGAUCGGUCGGUCCUACGUUUGUUCGAGGCCAAAGAUCUCAGCGGCGGGGUCUUCCCUGGCGCACUUGGUGUGGGUUCUGUUCGUCUGCCGGCUGCAGCGAACAGCUCGGCGUCUGCCAACUUGGAGGAUCAAAGUACAUAUUUCAGUGAGCCUGAAAUAGAUGAACAUAUCCAACAUGUUCAUAAGGCCAAGGUGAAGGCUCCGGCUUACUACAUGAGGAGCGCCGCACCCAACACACUACCAAGAGGCGGUUCGGUGCUCAGAGCAUUCUCCCCAGCUGCACAACCAGUUCCAGCUGAUCGCGUAAAAACAAUCCCACCACCAGGUGUCCCCCCGGCCAAACCCGUGAGGUCUUAUGUUCCUGGAACUGGGUCUGAGAGAUGUUUCCCCUUCUCCACCGGCGAUUGUCCAAGGGUGCACUCCAGCGAGGGUUACAUGUGUUCUCCUGAACGUGUUACACCAAGGGUUCCCUAUGAAGAUCCAUACUACACUCAGUUCUUGGGUGCCGCUGCGGCUCGACCAGGCAUCAAUCCAGUCAUCGAUGAGGAGUCAGGGGACGCUGUUAUCAUAGACGAUUCAUAUCAGAUUUACGGCGUGAAUGCAAUUACAACGGCUCCUCGACCGAUGCCCAGACCACCAUUUGAUGCGAGGUUGGUACCACCUGUUGAUGAUAUGCAACUCCUGAGAGUUGAAAAGAUGGAGCGUCAGCUUGCCAAUCUAACUGGCUUAGUCCAAAAAGCCCUUCAGACACCGGCUCCUGCUGUAACUCCACCUGCCAUAGCACCUCGAGCGGAAGCACCGCAACCCUCCGCACGUACUGGAAGUUCAGAUGGUGCGACGGCCAGCGUCGAGAGACCUCCUAAAUUAGGGAGGGACAGAUUUCAAAAGUCAGUCUCCUUUGAGAAAUCGGUAUCAUUCAGCGACGAUCCACCGGACAUGAACUCUCCCAAACAACAUUCUCCUCAGCAUUCCGCUGAAUCAAAGCCGACAAAACCGGCAAUCAAGUCAUCUACAUUGCCGAGGACGUCAUCACAAGAACGCGAUCGUCUGAAGCCCGCUCCUCCACCGAAGCCAGCUGGUCUCGUUGGACAGCCACUAGCUCUAGUGCCGCAAAAGACGUACACAGUUACCGUGACGCCAGACUUCUUCACUCAGUUGAACAUUCUGCAAAAACAGAGUCACGAUCUAAGAAUCGAGACACGCAAUCUUCGCCGCAUAACGUUAACUCAUGCAAUGCAGAUGAGGGAGAUGAUGGCUGAUACCAUCGUGAAGAUUGGCUCUCUCGCAGCCAAAUUUUGUGAAGAAGAUCCUGAUUCGCAACUGACUCGUGAAGAGGAGAUCUAUCGCCAGGAUAUGCUCCUUUUGGAGAAUGAUUUGUAUGAGCUGGAGGCAACUGUUGAGCGUUUGCGUGGUCAAGCUGCUAAUCGAUUGGAGACUCGAGUCAACAUGGCAGACAUCGAGCGUAUAGCCAUGGUAUUGUCAAAGAGCAGCAAAACUGUCGCUGAUUGGAAACUCAAAUUUCCAGUUCUUCAGGAGACAAUGAAAGCCAAGCUCUCUGGGGAAAUGGAGAAGGUUGUUCGCAAAGAGAAGAUGCUGGAAGAAGAACCAGAGCGUCUGGAGCUGGCUCUGCGCCGGUGCAAGAAGUUGACUGGCACUCUUGUUACAUUAAAGAGAUUGGCGUGCGUACAAGAGCAACGUCUGCCAGCGAAUGAGGGUCGUAUUUCUCCCUCUUCAUCCCAAAGCUCAUCAGCUACUGCAGGGCCAUCAUCAUCUACUGAGGAGUAUCACCCUGAGACUACUUGCCGUAGUAUUACUCAGCCCAACAAGGCAACCGGCGCCGGGCGAGUCUGUACGCCCCGGGGAGCAACAGCGGACAUGCGGCCAGAGAACGCACUCGAUGCGUUACUAGAUGAGCUGCAAACAUUCACCAAACCCUCCGAACGCAACGGUCGCGGCGAAGGUCCUUUGAGGAGGCUACAUUCAUAUCCUAGUGGGAGCGAUACCGACGCAUCCCCACCAGUACGUGCGAGAGGCCAGCACCCACCUAAGCCACCAGUUCCAGAAAGACACCCAGAACUGCUAGCAUUAGCCGCGCGUCGAGCCCCACCACCGCCCCCACCAAGAACAACGUCGCGAUCUCCCCUUGCAUCACCUACUUCACCUUCGUCACCUCCCCGCAAUGAUCCUUCUGAUCCAAACGAUGAACAGGCUGCGUCACGCCAGGCUCUUCUCGAACAUCGCCAUCUUGAACUCCUCAAGAAGCAAAAGGCGUUACAGGAGCAAUAUGCGAGGUUGCAAAUGAUUCAAAGGAGUGGGCCCACGCUGCCGUUUUGUGCUCAACCUGACUUGAAGAAAACAGGCAGCGAGUCAAAUCUUCUAACUAAAAUGAACCUGAACUUAGCUCCAGCGAAUAUUUCAGGUAGCAUGACUCACCUAGCGGCAGAUAGUGAAAGGAAGAGGAGUGAAAUGGCAUCAGAAAUGAGUGUUACUCAAAUGAAGGUCUGCGAUUCAGUAGCGACGACUAAUAAGGUUUAUGAGACUGACAUACUGUGACCACGCGCCAAAAGUUUUGAUAUAUCAGUCUGAACUAUAAUAGUUUUAAUUACUUAUAUGUUAUUUAUCACGGAGCACUUCCUUCGUCAGAAUCAUCACAAUAUCUACAAUUGUAUUAAUUAGAUCAGUAUUAUCAAUUAAGCUAUGACCUAUUAAUAUUAUGCCUCGCUUCAUCCCAUCCAUACAUUAAACUGACUUGGCUAGCACAACGGAAAAUGAUUAUAAUAGUAAUAUUAAAAGAUAUAACCAAAAAAUGCAAAAAAAAAAAAAACAAUUAAUGUUAAUUCACCGUAUAUUGAUGUUAACCCAUAUGUAUUGCGAGGCACUAACGCUGCAGUGGCAAUGCAUCAAAAAUAAUCCCCAACGUAGCUCAAUGCGUUGAUAUUUUAAUCGCGUACAAAAUACGAGGAAACUAAGAUAGGUGGAGAUUAUUCUUGAUAUUAUAAACCCUCGCUUUCGGACGGGCUUGUUAAUGACAGCUCGUUUGCAAUAACCUACACACCCGUGUAUUACACUACUUUUUUCAAUACAGUUGUGCGAAAUAGUAAAAAACAAAUCAAAGAAUUAAAUAAGUAUUCUUAUUUCAACAUGGCGCGUCUUCCCAACGGGUUUUUUUUCAAACGAAACUAGAUGAUGAGAUCGUGCACGCGCACUCAGCCUAUUUGAUUUCUGACAAAAUAUCUUAUUGUCAAAGUAAUUUAAAAAAAAUGAGAAUUCAAUAACAAGUCGUACAACUAUCACUCGUUUUAUCUCGUAUAUAGUCUAUUCGAUUUUAUUCUAUGUAUGAAAACUCUUUGCUACAAAAGUUUUUAAAUUGACUUCUAAAUUUAAAACCUAAAAGUUAUAAUGAGGCUCGUAACGGAAAGUAAUGAGCGCGUGAAAGAAAUAUGCCAAUGCGAAAGAUUUAAUUUUCGAAUCAUAAUUAUUGUCUCUGAAAGUACGCCAUACUUAACAACUGUAUUGAAAAGAUAAUUAUUUUCUGAAUAUUGAUGUCUUAAGUGCGUAUAAGUAUGCAAACGCCAAGCCAGUAAUGGUGCUCCCACACUGCUGUUAUAAAAUAUUUUCAAACCUUUACUAACAAACAUUUGAUCACAAUGUUAUUAAAUGUGUUGAUGUUAGGUAAUGUUAGUAAACAUUUCUAAACAAUAUUGUUAGUUAACAAAUUGUACCAAAUACUAAAUUUAUUAUCAUUUUGUUUGUAAACAUAUUGUCAGGAUAGCAGGGUAUGCGGACAGUGCGGGGACGAUUCUAGUAUGCUCCGUGCCGUGUAGUUUCAUUGAUGUCACGUUUUCAAAUGUAAGUAAAUAUUUUCCACCAGUGUAGGAGUACAGAUAACAUCUAACAAUUCCUUACAUUAAUUGUUAGCAAGCUUAUAGAUUAGAUUAAUGUUUGAUACGGUUUCUAAACAGUUCGGUGUGGGAGCACCUUAACGUCGCAUCGCAAUCUUGUACACUCAGACACAGUAUGGGAAAUAUUCACAGUGUGUUGCCACAUCGUAGUGCAAAUGCCUCACCGUUAGUCGUAGAUCGAUUAGACAUUUUAUCUCGCUUAAUAUCACGUAGUAGUUGGAAUAAUCGUAAUUCUCUAUAUAUGAUACGUAUUAUAUCGACCCUAUCUGUAGCCAUUGUCUGUUAGAUAUACUCGUAUAAAAAAAAAUCUGGCCUAAAUUUUACAUUAAAGUUGCACUUGAUAUUUUCAUAAUUUAAUAAUACAACGUUCACUUACAAUUAACAGCAUUGAAUGAUUACAUUAAUCUUAGUUCUAUGUCAUGUUAUCAUUAUAUACUUUAAUUACUUGUUAAUUAUUAUAAUCUUCUACAACUAUUAUAUGUAAUUGUUACAUUAUUAAAUUAUUCACUAUUUAUAAAUAUUACGGAGUUUGUGCCAAACACAGGUGUAGAAAAUUGAGGUCAUUUUAACUCUUGCCACAAUCUAUGGUCUGUGAUAUGUUUUAUUUUAUCAUUAUUACAAGAAACGAAACGAAUAUAAUAAUAAAGAAAUAUCAAUUGUAAUAAACAACUGCCGACUUAAAUAUCCAAUUUCUAACUAUUUCCAUGAUCCAUUUGUCAUACAACCCUGAAUACGUAUAUAUACCAAUCUUAAUUUGAAAAUCCAAAUAAUAUAAAAAAUUGCCACGUUCAUAAGGCAGUACAUAGAUGGUUUGAAAAGGUGAUACCAAAUACGUUACACAGAUGGCUAAAAGGAGUACAUAGAGACUCAAAAAUGGGGAAAAUUGAUGAAAACAAUAAACAACCUGCAAUGGCCAUUUUAGGAUUUAGAUUGUAGGUAUAUAAAUAUCAGCUGGUAAUAAUCUUAAAAAAAAUAAUCAAAUAUAUAUUUUCAUUUAUAAUGGCUUUUUUUAAACACAUCUAUGCUAACGCAAUGCUAAGUACAUAGAUUUGCGAAAAUUUGAAUUUUGCUUUGGUUAUGGAAACAAAUCCUUGGGAAUUUUGAUAAAUUGUAUUGUAUUUCUUUUUUUAAGUAUGAGUUUCAUUCACAACGAAGAAAUGUAAACUAUUAUCAUCAUCAAAAACUAUUAAAUAUUUUUGGGGGUAGCUAAAUUUGUUACAAGAAUCAGUACUUAUACAUAAUAAUAUUAUAUAUUUAUUGUAAAUACCUUGUACGUGUCCGGCAAUCCUUACUAAGUAUUUUUAUUGGAUAUUUAUUUUUCUUAUUUGGUAUCAGAGUAUUUAUUUCUAUCUUUUGGGCGUUUUUAUGAAUUAAUUGUUAUUAUCUGUGAUAAGAAGGUUACCUAUGAAAUGCAUAAGAAUUGAACUUCACCAAACACUAUUAUUAUAUCUAUCAUGCGUAAAAUUAUAUUUAUUUAAUGAGAAUUAUAUAAUAUGUAAUUAGUUAUUUUAUAUUCGUAAUAAUAUCAAUUUAAAAAACAUUGUAAUGAAUCUAAUUAUGCAACAUCGAUAAAAAUAGUAUUAUGUGUUUGAUAUGAUGUGAUGAGAGCUGGCAGCCCAAUACAGUGUGGCCAAUUUUGAUUUUUCUAUGUGUCCAUUAAUGCCAAGACUGGCUGACUCUUUAUGACAAUCAAUAUCGUUAACAAUAAGAAUAGAUACACUUUUGAAGUUAUACUUCUUUAGGCGCAUUAUGAAAAAAUAAUAAACUGUCACACACGUAACAGGUUGAAUAUGGUUCUUAAAAUUUUCUGACGUUUGCGUCAUUCGUUUCUUUUUUUGUUUCUUCGUCCAUUAUUAGGACAGGCAAAGGGUCUUCAUGCAGCCGUAGUCAUUAUUUAAUAAUAAAUUGUCAAAGCCAUCUUUGCAAGAUUUUCACACAAUUGUUCUUUCUAAAAACGUAGAAUAGCACGAGGAAUAAAUCAUUUUAAUAAUUUUUGCUUCGUUAGGCCAAAGAAGUAUAACUUCUUGUGUGCAUACAUAAGAACACUCACAUUUUUUUCUAUCUUGCUGUACCCAUUAGAAAUGUUCUCUCUAACAUAUUUUGUUUGUGUAUACACUGGUAUAAUGAAAGUCGAUUUAUCAUUGUGUUUUUUUAUCACUUGAUCAAUUGAGAGUGUCUGAUGAUUGCAUUACCAUCUGUAUAAAGUAUAUAGGUUACCGGCGUAGCCAUCCUAUCUUGACAAACCUGGCUUAAACCAUAGUUAAGCACAACAACCAACAAUAAACUAAAUUCCCAAAUCGUAUCAAAGGAACGCGUAUCCUAUGUUAUUUGGGUACCAUUGAUAAAGCAACAACUUCUUCUCUUUUCUAAGGUCGGAUGAACAUUCAAUGAAUUAUUAGACGAGAAAAUUACACUGUAUGGUAAUUUAUUACCUCCUGGUGGAUAGAUAUAUAUACUUACUCAUAUGCAAAACCAAAGCUUGGAAAACCUUAGCGAGUGUUUUAUUAACCUUAAUUAACCGGUUAAACAUCAAUUAAGUAUCAAUAAAUUAAAACUUUCUCUAUUGAACGAAUCGAUGAUGAAGAUUUUUUAUUUAAAGAAAAAUUUAUUCUGAACUUAAGUAACCGAAAACCGUUAUAAAACCGAAGAUAGUGAACAAAAACUGGACAUAAAAUUCUCAACAUAAAUUUCGUCCGCUUUGAUUUCUUUUUGGUUUCCUAGCCUUGGACGCGAUUCUAUGAGUGCCAUUUUACACCUGAAUAUUAACAAUCUAGUACACUCGACACAGGACAAUCGGUUCUGAAAUUUGCAAUUCGGUAAAUUAAAUAAUAAACCUGCCAUAUUUUAUUCAUAUCACAAUUUCCAAUUGAAACAAAUACAAGUUUGUAUUCAUGAAUGUUUCUAUAUGUUUUUUUCUGUUACCAGAAAGAUUUGAGCAAACAUUUGAGACAGUAAAUGUUUUAGAUGAACAACAGUUAUUUCGAAUUAAGUUUAAAUCAUUAUUUGAAACUUAGACUAAUAAAAGUGAACACGAUGAAACCUUAGCCGCAGUUUUUAAAUCAAUUGAACUGAGGCAAAAUAAUAUUUUAUUUUAUUGUAAUUCAGGACCUCUUACUAGGCGGUUGACUUCCUACCACUUGCCUAUCUUUCUUGAGUCAAUUAUCCGUCUUGUUUUUUCUUAGUCUAUGCAAUUUAUUAAAUUACUGUGAUCUUUCCCAAACUUAUUAAUAUCUUAAGAUAAAACUAAUUUAUCAAAAUAAAUAUCACUCCUACACAUUAACAUAGUUCUUGAUAAUAAAAAAGUUGUUUGUGUCUAUGUAAUCCUAUUUUUAGAAUCAAUAUAUAUAUAUGCAUUAGAUAGUAUAAUAUUACGAUGUCAUUGUAAUCAUUAUGUAUAUAAAAUAUAUGUAAAAAGGUUUGCGCUUUUUAGCAUUUACUGGGGAUAUAUAUACUAAAAGCAAUCAGCUUACAAUUGGCUCUUUUAGAUUGAUCUACAUACAAAUAACAGUGCCAUAUAGUUCAAAAAUAAAGAUUUUUCCUUACAUAGUUAUAAUUACAAAAUACAAAAUUUGACACACAGACUUCACUGCUCAAUAUUAUGCACUUAGAAAGGAUCUCCAGUCUUUUCUAUGUUGUUUGUACGCGCCUUGCCUCCCAAUUGGGACGUUUUCGAAUGCAUAAUAUGCCGUAGGUGUAUUGUCAAAGCCGUGAUAUUAUAAUUUUAAGGUAGAUUGUCAAUCGACUUCAUGCAAUUUAACAGCCUUUGCUUAGUGCCAUUGUAAUGUCCACUUUUUCUUAUUCCAUUGAUCACAACUCCCAACUCUAUGGUUUUGUUAAAAAGUAAUUAUCGGCCGUUUUCAAUAACCUAUCUAUCCUUAGUUUAACUUACUAAAGGUAGACAAAUCUAUACUUUUACGCUUACUAACAUUUCAAAUAACCUAUUGACAGAUAGCAUUGAACUAUAACUAUAUUGAACAUAACUAUGCUGCUGUGCCCUUGCAGGGCGUGACAUAUUAUCAACCCAUUUAAUGUAACCACCCUAUUGUAAAAUGUGACUUGCAAUAAAAAAAUUUGAUUUGAUGUAACUAUGGAUAAAUAAGAUCUUGUCUUUAAACGGUGACUGCAAUGUAUCCGUUAGUUAAAGUAAGGUUAGAUAGGUUAUUGAAAACGGCCGUAAAUGAAUAAAAGUUGCCAAAACCGAUUCGAUGGUGAAAACAGAUCAAACAAUAGCCCAAGCAGAUGCUUUUAGUGUGUCCAUUCUCAGUCACUAUUAUUAAUAAGCACAAAACAUGCACCUAGUACUAAUUAUUAUAUUAAACAAUAUGUUUAUUCGAUUUAUUUAAGGCACGUCACUGAAUUGUGUUCAUUGUUUUUAUAUGUAAAGUUUAUUACAAGGUUCGUUAGCAAAUUUUGGUGCUUUUAAGCUAAUAAUUGUAUUAUUUUAUUAGUGCCUCUUAUUAAUAUGUAUGUUUCGUGAUUAUUCUUUAAUAUUAUAUUAUAUUAAGAUGAAUAUUACGCACGGUAGUGGCACUUGAAAUAAUACUGCUUAGUGCGUAAGAGAUCAAGAAAACAAGUUAUAGUAUAAAAAUCUUGGUUGCCAUAGUGAAAUCACAUUUUUAAAUAUCUAUGCAAUGUUUUAUGCUAAUUUUUUACUAUUCUAUUUGUUUUUAUAAUGUCUAAAUGUGUUCUUAUAAUAGCCAUAACACACGGUCGGAUUUGGUAUGACCGGACCAUCGGACGGUCCGAUAGGCGUGGGUGUGACCCUCGCACCAAUUGGUACGGUAUAGACGGUAACCGGACCUUGUCCGAUGGUACGGCCGUAACAAGUCCGAUCAUUUGAUUAUACCUUAAUAGUGCACAAUGAUUUACACCAAACAAUACCUACAGUUAUAUUUUUUUAUUUUUUCCCACCGAGAUGUAUAAACAAUGUUACAAGCACUCUUUAUUAGUACUUAUAUCUAAUUAUUUUUACAUAAUUAUGAUAAUCAUUAACUUAUUUUAAUAAUAAAUUGAAAUUGUGAUUAAUUACGCCCCAUAUAUUAUAUGUUAUAACACGUGUUGAAUUUCCAUCGUGUAUUACUUAUUAUGCACUUAGUACUUAAAACAGUAUCAUUCGUUACCUUUAUAAGUCUUGCAUCACAAUGCUUUAUCACGUACUUAAUACACCAAUAUAUAUAUAUAUAUAUAUAUAUAUUACAUUCUUAUAUUAAUUUUUAAAUUAUUGCUAAAUAUUGCCAUAAGCUUGCUAUAAUAAACCUGAUAUCCACAAUGGAAUCAACGACUUUUUAAUAUUUAAUAUUAACUGCCUUCUUUGAAUAUUAUAAAUAAAUAACGGCGUGCCAAACUAAGUAUCUAUUUAUUUAUAUGGGAAUAUAUUUUACAAUUUUCGUAACUAGACUAUGAUAUCAAUGUGAAUUACGAUUAAUUUAGCUUAUAAGCUUUGUUGUUUAAUUGUUGUUUCUGUUUCUAUAUUAUUGUACUUUUGAAUUCAUCUUUGUAUUAUGUUAAUUAAAGCUUAAAAUGUUUUAAAUGGAUGUAAUGAAUAUUAUAUACACAUCAAGUUAAA